UCUUGUCUCUCUCUCUCUCUCUCUCUCUCUCUCUCUCUCUCCCUCCUCACCCUCAAUCCUGUUUUCCUGAGACUAGUUAAGCUCCGCUAUAUCUCCCCCAAUUCUACUGUUUAGCUCUUCUCUCUCAAGCUGAGCGUCCCCAAAGCCUAGGUAGAGACGAUGAGGCCAUUGGGAGCUCACAUCUUGGGAAUCUUUGCUUCAGGACAUCUGUAUUAUCUAUUGGAGUUUGUGGAUUUGGGAAAUUUGAUCCGAUCAUUGAUAUUUAGGUGUUGGAUAUGGUGGAUUGAAGAAGAGAGUAAUGGACAGGGUAAGCAAGAUGGUGUUGCUUUGAUUUUUGUGCGUUUUAGUUGGAUGCUUUGAAGACAAUCAAGUUUUAGCAGGAGGAUGAGCGUGUGCCCCAGCACUGUUCAUUCUAAAGAUCUCUCUUUUGAAGGAAAUGCAGCAUGCCAACAUUGUCAGGACCAUACUCAGUUGAAAUUUUUCUCUGAACCUGAUGGCUCUAUAAUGGGAAAUGGCUGUUAUUAAUCAUCCACAUUAGUUCCUGGGUAUGCCUAAUAAUAUGCCAUCUAAGUGAGUUCAAUUUUGGAGUGGAUCAGAAGCAUUCUAUGUCAAUUCACCUUCCAAAGAUAAGCUUCCAUAGAAUGCUCCUACUGGAUCUACAUCAGCUGUUUUGAUUUCUUCUGGUUCAUUGUCUCUUGGCGCUAAGAAUGAUAACCAAAAUAAAUGCUUAACAUUUAACAUAUCCAAUUUCUUUUAUUAUUCCACCUGCAAAGGUCAUUUCCUUUUUUCUAAAUCUUGUUUCUUUCUUGUAUGAACUCUUUUAUUUAUUGUGAAUCUUCAUCAUUAUGACUUCUUAACAGUUACACUGUCUAAUGCUUGGUGUAUAUAUGGGUUAUACCUUUGAAAGCUCAUACUUAGGAUUUAUCAUGGUUUUUUUUGUUUUGUCUGCAAACUGAAGAGGAUAAAGGGAAGAUCAGUUCUAUUGUCAAUAAAAGUAUUUCUGAGUGUUUGGAAGAAGAGGUAACCUAAUCAGAAAUAGACGAAUAAUGGUGCACCACUAUUUUUCUAUGAACCAAUAUCAAGAAUGCUCCUGUGCUUUGUUUAGCAUUCUUCACAAUUUUAUUCUAGUCUUUGUGGUUUAGGAUAUCUGUGUUAUGUUGGAAAUAUUUUUUGUUACAGAAGUCAUUUUUUUAUCAAACCAGAUAAGAGAGACAAAAAUAAAGAUUUGUUCUAACUUGAAACAAGGAGCUGAAGAAAACCAAGACAGCAUGGAAAGAAUUUCUGGGUGUUUUAAGUUGAUAUUCCUUUGCUCAAUCAGACAUAAUGAUGCUUGGGGGUUCAAUUUGGAACUAAAGAAUGGAAUUUUUUUUGGCAUUUGUUUCUGGUGUGAACUCAGAUGGAUGGAUGUUCUAAGGUUGCUAAAAUUUUGGAUGUCUUGGUUUCUGGAUGUGCUGCAGAUGACAAGAUUAAUCUUAACCAAAAGAGGAAGGAUAUAACAUUGGGAAAAAUGAAAGAUACAUCAUGCCGUGAUGGCCAAAGAUUGGCUACAAUGCCACCAAAAGUUGUUAAAACAUGUUUUGUGGAGCUCUCUGCCGAAGAACGUAAAUGCUAUGACGAAAUGGAGAGACAAUCACAAAUCAUCAUUAAAUCGUUUGUUGUUGAAGGCACCUUGCGCCACAACUAUCAGAUUGCUCUUUCUUUCAUAUCACAACUGCGGCAGAUUUGUAAUCAUCCAGCAUUAUGCUCAAAAAGCUCAUCUCGUCUCCUGGCCAGUAAUAUUGAAGAAUAUGUCUCAAAGAAGAUGGAAUUAAUAAGGAAAUAUCGUUCGGUGAUUAAAGAUGAAGAUGACUUUGAUUGCCCAAUAUGUCUGUGUCAGCCUGAGAAAAUUGUUCGGACACACUGUAAUCAUGUUUUCUGCGAAAGCUGCAUUUUAAAAAUUGUGAAAGAAGAGCGUUUUCUCUUUCCAAUCUAUACUCCCUGUCCAAUCUGUCGGCGUCCAUUAUCUAGAUCACGGGUUUACGAUGUUCCACAACCAACAGUGAAAGAGGAUGAUUUGAAAAAACUGAUCAAUUCCAAUGUUGAGGAUGAUUUGCAAACGUUGAUCAAUUCCAAACCAAAUCUUUCCGCAAAAAUCAAGAAACUGUUGCAGCUCUUUAUGGCAUCCAAGGAAGCAAACCCUUCAAUAAAAUCAGUUGUAUUUUCUCAAUUUAGAAAGAUGCUGAUCUUGCUUGAGAAGCCACUAAAAGCUGCAGGUUUUAGAGUAUUGCAUUUGGAUGCCUCCAUGAGCAUAAAGAAGAAGACUGAAGUAAUUCAAGAGUUUGGAAAGAAUGGUUCUAAUUCAUCAACAAUACUACUUGCUACACUUAAAGCUGCUUGUGCUGGAAUAAAUCUCACAGCAGCGUCAAGAGUAUAUUUAAUAGAUCCCUGGUUGACCCCUUCUAUUGAGGAGCAAGCAAUUAGCCGGGUUCAUCGGCUUGGGCAGAAUGAGGAAGUGAGGGUCAUUAGACUUAUCGUGAAAAAUAGUAUUGAAGACAUGGUACUUCAACUCCAAGAGCAAAAGAAAAUAUUAGCCGGAGGCGCCACCCUAGUAGGAAGGAAGAAUUCUAAGUCACAGGCAAACAUGCGCUUGAAUGAGAUCUGCACCAUGAUGAGUCUGUGAGCUCCUCUCUCUUGU
This is a messenger RNA of Dioscorea cayenensis subsp. rotundata (Guinea yam), 2674 nucleotides long. RefSeq names its product putative SWI/SNF-related matrix-associated actin-dependent regulator of chromatin subfamily A member 3-like 1. The transcript is spliced from 8 exons. The record is from RefSeq and is a predicted model, not a curated record. NCBI's taxonomy places the organism in Eukaryota, Viridiplantae, Streptophyta, Magnoliopsida, Dioscoreales, Dioscoreaceae. Bases 1397 to 2659 code for a protein of 420 amino acids.